Molecule: messenger RNA, 1052 nt
Organism: Schistosoma margrebowiei
Lineage: Eukaryota; Metazoa; Platyhelminthes; Trematoda; Strigeidida; Schistosomatidae
Source: the annotation of a GenBank genome assembly
GCGUAAUUGAAGCAUUUCACCUGUGAAAAUUCGCCACAAAAGUAUUGAAUAUUAGAGACGCGGGAAUACAUAUCCAGUGCUACUCGAGUCCAAUAUGUCUACGAAUCCUGGACCUAAUGAGUUGUUUUCAACCUUUUACGAAGAAGUCAAGGCUAUUGAGAAGCGAGAUUCAGUAUUAACCCCGAAGCAACAAAUAGAUAGACUCAAUCGGCCUGGAUCAACUUAUUUUAAUUUGAAUCCAUAUGAUGUAUGCUUGGUGUAACAUUGUUCAAGCAACCUAGGUUUUACAAGUGGAUCCUGAUGCAGCAAUGGCUGAUAUAAAAAAGAAAUACAGACAGCUAUCUCUGCUUGUACAUCCGGAUAAAAACCCAGAUGAUAUUGAAAGAUCUCAGAAAGCCUUCGAAGCUGUAAACAAGGCUUACAAGACUCUGGAUGACCCCGAAACUUCCCGCAAAUGCAAAGAAGUAGUGGAGGAAGCGAAAGAUCUUGUUGAACAAAUGAUGAUUGAGAAACGAAAACGUGUAAAAAAGACAAGCGGAUCUAUUACGAUUGAAGAAGAUGACCCUGAAAAGCGGCGUCAUGCCAUAUAUGUGCAAACAUGCAAACUGUUCGCUGAUCUUGAGAGAUUAAGGGUGGAAGAAGAGCAAAAACAGUGUUCAGAAAGAAAACGCAAAGCUGAAGAGGAGGAGGAAGGAAAAAAACUCAUGGCGUAUGACAAAGAGUGGAAAAAGAAUUAUGAGGAAAGUCGUGUUAAUCGUGUUGCAAGUUGGCGAGAUUUCAAGGCGAAAAAGUCCAAAACAUCAAAAGGUAUAGGCGGUUUAAAACCACCGAAAACAAAAAUGGAACAAAGACCCGGUUAACAAAACGGGAUCUUCAAUACGUAUAUUUCUAUCCGCUUUGUAGAAAAAAAAGUAACUAUUUGUAAAAAAGAAGUAUUCUCCUUGUAACUCAUAUUAUUGUCAUACUAGUUAUGUACUAUCAUUUUGAUCACUUCUUGCCCUCUGUGUAUAUGUAUCAUUUCAAAUGAAAACAAAACACUUUCGUAUAUCCAA